AUGGCAACAACAAAACUUCUGUGUUUCCUUGCGUAUCAGUCUGCCUCUAGACUGAUCUCUGCAACAAAGUUGCUGGAUCUUGAGGUGGCCAGAAAGCAUAAGGCAUGGAAGAAGUGUGAUAGUGAUAUUAGGGGACGUAAUGGCUUAGAUCUGAACCGCUCCCCAUCCACGAAUUUCAUGUUUGGAGGUGACUCGACUGUGGUGGAAAAGCGAACGAUAUGGAGGAGUAUGCAGAGAAAAAAUAAAGACAACCGUGAGAAGGGCAGCGGUUUUUCGGAGAUGACUGUUUACCAGUCCAGGUGUAAAGGGGCGCAUCUGCAGGCCCUUCGGUUAGUCGCAGCUUUCAGCGAGGGUGAUUCUGCAGCUGCAGUGCUUUGGAACUGGCUCGGGGCUCUGGUGGAGAGCUACGUGAAGGCCAUCAACAGCGGGGCGGUGCCCUGCUUGGAGAACGCGGUGACCACGCUGGCCCAGCGUGAGAAUGCAGCAGCCGUGCAGAAGGCAGCCGCCCACUACAGCGAGCAGAUGGCCCAGCGAGUGCGGCUCCCCACAGACACGCUCCAGGAGCUGCUGGACGUGCACGCGGCCUGCGAGAAGGAGGCCAUCGCGGUCUUCAUGGAGAGCUCCUUCAAGGAUGAAAAUCAGGAAUUCCAGGAGCAGCUCGUGAGCACUGUGGAGAGAAAGAAGGAAGACUUCUUGCUGCAGAAUGAAGCAGCAUCUACCAAAUACUGCCAGGAUGAGCUGGAGCAGCUCUCAGCGUCCCUGAUGGAAGACAUUUCCGAAGGAAUCUUCUCUGCUCCUGGAGGCCACCGGCUCUACUUGGAAGCAAGAAGGAGGGUUGAAGAGGGCUACAAGCGUGUGCCCAGGAAAGGCGUUAAGGCAAAUGAGGUCCUCCAGAGCUUCCUGCAGUCUCAGGCUACUAUAGAAAACUCCCUUCUGCAGUCUGACAAAGCCCUCACUGAUGGAGAGAAGAAAAUAGAAGCUGAAAGGGCCAAGAGGGAGGCAGCUGAGAAGGAACAGGAGCUACUAAGGCAGAAAAACAAGGAGCAGCAGGAAAAGAUGGAGGCCCAGGAGAGAAGCUUCCAAGAAAAUGUGGCUCAGCUAAAGAAGAAGAUGGAUGAGGAAAGGGAGAACAUUCUGAGGGAACAGGAAAUCAUGUUGGAGCACAAGCUGAAGGUCCAAAGAGAAUUUCUUAUGGAUGGUUUUAAGAAGCAAUCUGAAGCACUGAACAGAGAAAUAGAGCAACUAACUCAAGAAAUUAAAAACACCAAAAGCAACAAAUCUUUCUUUUCAAAGAUUCUUGAUACUGCUGGCACUGUUUUCAUGGCAGUGUUGCCUGGGGCUGGUAAAGGCAUUGGUUUAGGGAUGAAAUUUCUUAGUUCACAAAUUUAAUAUAGUCUGAGAGUUUCUGUCAAGAAAACAAUAAAAUGAGACUACUUUAAUUU
Molecule: messenger RNA, 1442 nt
Organism: Octodon degus (degu)
Lineage: Eukaryota; Metazoa; Chordata; Mammalia; Rodentia; Octodontidae
Product: guanylate-binding protein 4-like
Exons: 3
Coding region: 1-1389 (462 amino acids)
Biological process (GO): defense response to Gram-positive bacterium; defense response to protozoan
Molecular function (GO): GTPase activity; GTP binding
Source: RefSeq, a predicted model, not a curated record